GCCCAACAACAAAACCCUAACUUGUCUUAACCACUAAAGCUCUUAAUGGCUUGCAUGAAGGAAUCUUAGGGGCCAAGCUCAUAUUUUUGUGGCUCAAGACAUGGAAAUAUGUCCAAAAGGACAACCCAAACAUUCCAUAACAUGUCAUACACAAGAAAGGCCAUAUUUGGGACAAAAGCGUAUAUUUUCAUCAUGCAAGCUAAAUCUAGCAACUUAUUCAUUAAGGUUGGAACUUUUUACCUUCUAGAGAUGGAUAAUGAUACAAAACUUUCAGAUCCAAGCUUGCUUCUAGCUUCCAAACUUCACCACCACCUCCGUCUUCCUUUGGAACACACAAAACACACAAUCAAGCUUCAAAAUGCAAGAAUGGGGCUAGGGUUUGCAAGAGAAGACAUUUCUAAGGAUGGAGGCUCAAAAUGAGGUGGAGAAAUGAAACUUAAGGAUCAAUAAAUAGGGUCCAAACCCUCAAGAGAAAUUAAAGAAAAGAAAAACAAGAAAUAAAAAUGGAAGAAAGAAUAAAGGGAGACUCAUUUUCUUUUUCUUCCAAUGUGUGUGUGUGAGAGAAAGAGAGGUCCUUUCUAUAUUUAAUUAUUAUAAAAUAUUUAAGAAAAAAGAAAGAAAAAUAAAAAAUAAAUAUCCUAAAAUUAUAAUAGUCUUUUCAGUUUUCUAAGGACAGAAACACAACAAAACUACUUAAUAAAAACAUGAAACCAAAAAAAUAAACUUUAGAAAAAAAAAAAAAAAAAAGUACGGGACCAUUUUUGCUUGUCAAAUAUAUAUACAUAAAUUAUAAACCGAAAACUAAUUACUUUUUAGAUCACUCUCCCUAAAUAACUGACAAUAAACCGGACGAAGCGACAUCGGCUUUUUAUAUUCCAAAGGAUUCAAAUCUGGUACCAAAAGUCCCAUGAGCGCGCUCGUCGUUCUGUGCCUCUCGAAGUUCAAACCUAACAGGAUCGAGCAAUUUGUAGUUCUCUCUUGUUGUGUUAUUUAGGGUCUGCACAUUUGGCGAUGUUACAAUGGAUGGGAGGAUCAAGGCGGAAAGUCACAACUGGUGUAUAACAUGGUUGCAUAACUUAAAUUGGCAUAGUAUGCUUCUGAUAAUGAAGAUUGUUUCUGGUAAGCUCAUGUUUCAUUUCUAUCGUUUACACUGAAAAUCUUUUCUUGUUUCCUGAAAUGUCCUGGUUGUGCUUAAAUGAGGAAAUUUUCAGUCAAGAAAGUCAACACAAAAGAGGUAUGUUAUGUCUUCCAUUUGGUUCUAUAACAAGCCGGAUGUCCUCAAAGAUAUUGUGGAAAAGAUUUUAUCAAGUAAUAUAUCUAGCUGGUUCCUACCCUCAACCUACCAGGCAAAAACAGUAUUUUGAACAAAGAAAAAGGCAACAGCAACAGCAAAAUUCCAAUGGCCUAGAGAGCUAUUCUGAUAAAAAGGCUCCAUGCACACAAUGUCCCGAAAAUAAUAGAUCGCUGGAUAUUCUCAGUCUGCUAAACUUAUCAACGAAUGGCCAGGAUUUCACUUCCAGAUUCUCAGAAGCUCAAGGAAGAGGAAGUUCGAAUGGUCAACAUACAACACAAAACUCUCAAACUGCACUUCAAAUGGAAAAUGAAAACAUCUGUCCAUCUGAACAUGUUGAAAUCAGAGAAACAAGAAAUGUGUCCAAUCACCUGGAGGAGGCAGGAUGUCAACAGGAGUUUUUAUUUGAUUUCUCUUCUAGUAAUCAUGAUGCUUCAAAAGGGAACAAUGAGAAAGAUCAAAUGAAGAUGAUUACAGACCGCAAGUUGUCUGUCGUUGAUAUGCUUGGUGAUGAUGGACAAAAUAGCAGUUCAAGAGGAAAUUUAGUACAUGAGAAUCAUGUUGCAUUCUCAGUUGAAGCAGGUUUAGGAAAAGUGGAAAUGGAAACUCCAGUUCAUUCACCACAACAUCCUACAAGAAAAUUCGCCUAUGGAUGCCCUGGACCUUCCAAAAUUUUCAAGGGAUCUUACUCUUCCAAGAAUCUUAAUUGCAGUCUAGAGGACCAGUUCCAUGAAUUGGAUGAUAUGGCUGUUGGUGGUGACUUACCAACUGAUGCCUGUUCUUUAGAGCUCCCUCCUUAUUUAGGAGAACUACAUCGUAACCCGAAGCAGAAAACAAUGGUUGAUAAGGAAUGCUUGUUGCAUGAUGCUGAGGAUUUUUUAAGCAAUGAUGAAUUUUAUGAUAGCAGGGUGGAGCAUGACAGGUUUAAAUGGCAUGAAAAAUCUAGCUUCUUGGAUGAGAAAUUUCUGGAAGAUAAUACAGUAUCAUGGAAAAACUGGUCAUGUGAUUUGGAUUAUAUGAGAAGUAGGAAGUGUGAAAAGUCAGACUUCUCUUUUGAAGGUGGUCAUAUGCAAAAAAGGAGAGCUAGAGUGGACUCAGCAGGCUGCUUCAAUGUUUCAGGGUUAUCUUCUCCAUAUAAGCACCAAAUCAAUCAUCGUUAUGAUUUCAUGACAUCUGACAUGACACGGUGUAACUCCCAGUUUAGUGAAACGACCCAUUCUUCAGAUUGGCCUUCCUUCGCAAGACACGAUUUACACUUGUUGAGCCAAGAUUCAUUCUUGUCCCAUCCAGCAUGGCGUGAAGGAACAAAUAAUCCAUCAUCUAACUUCAGAAGGCAUGCAACUGAUUCCAGAAGCCCUUUCAGUAUGAAAAGUAAUACAUUUUCCGGGGGAUUUGGCAUGAAGGGUAAUAUUAACAUAAUGUCAGAUUUUUCAACCCACCGAAGAGAUGAUUGGUUGUUUGAAGAAAGAUGCAAUACUGAGAGUUAUGAUGGUUCUAUCAAGGCAUCUGAAACCCCAAACCCAAAGGCCUUCCACAAACAUUGGGCCGAAGAGCUGUUUGAUUCAGAUUUCAACUUGAAAUUUUGUGUUGAUGAACAUGGUGGCAACUUUUUCUCAGAUGAAGUUGCAUUCUCCCAACAAGUUAGUCCUGUAAAAGAAGAAUAUGGACAUGAUGAUCUUUUCAAUGAAGAGAAAGAUGACUCUGUUAUACAGCUUCAGAAGAGUGCUAGCACACGAGAAAGUGAAUCUGUAACUCUACCUGCUGUCACCAGCACAUUUCAUCAGCAUAUAGAGAAUAGUCAUGACAGCAAUUACUCAUCCUCAAAAAAUGGCACACCAAUAAACAACCUGGAAUCUGAAGAAUCACAAGUCAAAACUCCAGAAAUAGAAAUCACCCCAGCUCCAAAUGCAGUACUAUCUCCAGAACCUUCAGAAGGGGGAUCAUCUUCUGUUGAGAUGCCCCAUUGUCAUGGUUUAAAAGAAUGCCCAGAUGCUACCCAAACUUCUCUCCAGACCCAAAAUGAACAUAAAGAAACAGAGGAUUCUGGACCAAACAGUUGCAAAGUCAUGAUGCUUGGGAGAUAUGUUGUUCAACUUCUGUGAGUAUCAGUAUAUAUAGAUACUGAAGAAAGCGUCCAAAGUAGGUAUGAACAUUAAUGAUACUUCUCAAUUCGCAUGCAACUGAGGCUAAUAAAAUUCAUAAAAUACAACAUAACUUUAGCUAAGCUAGUCCAAAAUGUUGCUAUUACACGUUGCUAGUAGCUUUUGAAAUGACAGGAUCAGGACAAAUUUAAACCAAGUUAAAUCCAACACAAUGUUAGCAUAGAUAGAAAGUUUCAACCAUGAGUGUCCAUAGAUACACAUUAACUACAAAUAUUUUUCUCCUAGAGAAGAAAUAAUGUCUUCUCCAACACAAGUUUAGUUGCUCUUUUUAGGCCCCAAUGCAAAGCCUUCCCUUUAUUGAUCGCCUGAACUGCAUGUGACAUCUUAACUUCUUAACAUCAGACUGUUUGAGGGGUUUAAGGAUGAACUCUUGAGCACCUUCUUCCAAACACCUAAUUCAAAACAGAAAUGUCAAGCACAUCCAUACAUCAUAACCAAAUUUUUAUUUCAUAAUAAAGAUCGAUCAAUGGUGGUUACUUCUCAAUUCGAGUGGGGACAUUCUCUGAUGAGACUACAAUCACCGGGAUCUCUUUUAUAUCAGAUGAUUCCUGUUACAAAAAUUAAGGUUUAAUGUUACAAAAAAAAAAAGUACUACUAGGCACUAGCUACUUAUAUAAAAAUGUUACAUAAUGUUAAUGCUAUAUUACCUUAACCUUUCUAAGGAGAUCGUACCCUGUCAUUCCUGGCAUACAGUAAUCCGUAACAACUAAAUUUAUCUUAGGGCCCUGCUUUUAAUAUCCAUUUACCAAAAAAGAAAAAAAAAAUCAUUAAUUUGGUAGGUGUGUUACGACAAUGCAUGUUAUGAGAAAUGUAAAUUUAGGAAUUGUGUCCAUUAAGUAGUACUACAGUAACUUACUUUGUUCAUAUGAGUGUGUUUGUCUUCUCCUUGGCCUAAAAGCUCCAACGCCUUCUGCCCACUUUCUGCUGUAGUCACUGCCACAUUGACAAAAUGACUAGUAAAUUCCUUGUAAGGCUUUCUUGAUUUACAACAUUAUUUUGUUUUCAAAUAAUAUGGAUGAUGGAUAGCAGAUAACUUUUUUUUUUCCUUUCGUAAGUGUUCCACCUUAAAAGAUGUAAAGUCGGAAUAUUAGGCAGGUAUGCGGUGAUUGUCAUGGACUCAUAUUCUACUUUCACAAAAAAGAUCGCAGUGUCCCCAAAAACAGUUCAUUUAUUUUUAAAUGCUACUUAUUUCUAAUGGACUAAAUGUAAAUAGCAACAUAUAUUUAUUUAUUUGUGUAUAGUAAUAUGCUACUUUUAUUUCU
Lactuca sativa (garden lettuce) is the source of this 4715-nucleotide messenger RNA. The record is from RefSeq and is a predicted model, not a curated record. Lineage: Eukaryota; Viridiplantae; Streptophyta; Magnoliopsida; Asterales; Asteraceae.